Molecule: messenger RNA, 2100 nt
Organism: Pantherophis guttatus
Lineage: Eukaryota; Metazoa; Chordata; Lepidosauria; Squamata; Colubridae
Source: RefSeq, a predicted model, not a curated record
CAAGGCAUCUCACCUAGAUCAGCAUAGAUUUACUCCGAAAUUGUUUACAAUUUUGUAAACAACAAGCCAAUAGAAGAAUGACAAAAAAGCUAAAAAUAAGCAGCCCCAAUCGAUGAACCCCCCAGACAACUCCCAGCACACUGACGAGGGAAAGCCACUAGACUAGAAUAUAAACUGAGCAAACCCCAUUUCUUAAGUAACGCUAAUGAUGUUACCAAGGAUCGGUAAUGAAACACCUGCAAGAUCACCAAGUUCGGAGAGAAGGAAGGGCUGCUUUGUUCAGGCAAUUUUUUAUGGUACUAAGGGACCCGAGCAUGCGCAUAAGACUUGACAAAAAAUCCCUAGGUUGCAGGGAAAAAGGUUUGAGUGCGCUGGGAGGGAGCGCGCUCUGUGGUCCAGGCUCUGGGAGGCCGGGGGAACCUCUGCGGGAAGCGACUUGCAGCUGCUCUUCUCAGCCUCAGAAGCCCUGAGGGAGCGGAGCCCCCCUUCUCUUCUCCCCCCCCCGAAACCGGGAAAGGGUCGGGGGGAUCGGCAGAUGCAGGAGCUGUUCACAGGAGAGAUCUCAGCAGAGCUCCAAGAAAGAGGAAAUCAAUGCAAUCCUUCUCAAGAGUUGCUUUUCAGGAGGAUCCAACUUGGGGCACUACAGCAGGGCUCUGAUCCCUUUGAGGAGAUCACUGUGGAUUUUACAGAAGAGGAGUGGGAACUGCUGGAUUCUGGCCAGAGAACCUUGUGUAGAGAAGUCACAUUGGAUGCUUUUAGGAAUAUGUCUGCCCUGGGUGAUCUGAUGGAAAAGGAGAAGCAGGGGAGAUCAAUGCUGCUGCAUACAUUAAACUAUGAAGUAGAAGUGAUGUUUGACCAUCAAGGGAAUCCAGAAACACAAGAAAGAAGCCACUCAGAAGGUGGAGAGGAAAAGAUCUCCACAUCUCAUUCCUUUUCUCUUACUUUACCUAAGAACCUUUUCUGGAAACACAAACCACAUACCAUUGUAAAAUUGGGGAAGGUUUCCGGUCUGAACAGAAAGGCUAAAAUAUGCACAAAGUAUGGAAAUAACUUUAGUAGUAAGACUAGUCUUAACGGCCAUCAAAGGAUCCACACAGGAGAGAGAAUUUACAAACGCCUGGAUUAUGGAAAGAGGUUUUUUGACAAUAAAGUCCUUACUCAUCAUCAAUGGAUUCAUACAGGGGAUAAACCGUAUAAAUGCUUGGAAUGUGGAAAAAGCUUCCAUUUAAGGAGUAGUAUUAAUCGCCAUGAGAGGAUCCACAGAGGGGAGAAAAAAUAUAGGUACAACAAGUGUGGGAAGAGAUUCUUUGAGAAUAGAUCUUUUAUUAUCCAUAAAAGGAUCCACAUUGGGGAGAGACCGUAUAAAUGUCUGGAGUGUGGAAAGAGCUUUUUUGACAACAAGGUUCUUACUCGUCACCAAUGGAUUCACACACGGGAUAAACCAUAUAAAUGCUUUGAGUGUGGAAAGAGUUUUAUUCACAAAGGACAACUUAAUUCUCAUAAAAGGGUGCACACGGGAGAAACCGUAUAAAUGCAGUGUGUGGAAAGAGCUUCCGCUUGAAAAGUUAUCUGAACUACCGCAGAAUCCACAGAGGGGAGAAUCCACAGAGGGGAGAAAAAACAUUCCUGCAGCGAGUGUGGAAGGAGAUUCUUAGAAAAAAGAAAUCUUACUAUCCAUCAAAGGAUCCACACACGGAUAUAUUCAGAAAGAAUAUCUUACUAUUCAUGAAAGAAUCCAUACAGGAGAGAAACCAUAUAAAUGCACAGAGUGUGGAAAAAACUUUCGUAGCAAGCGUAGUCUUAAUUGCCAUCAAAGGAGCCACAUGGCUGAGAAACCAUAUAGUUGUGAGGAAUGUGGAAAGGCCUUUGAUUUAAUAGGAAAACUUAAUUCUCAUAAAAGGAUUCACACAGGAGAAAAACCCUAUAAAUGCACAGAGUGUGGAAAGAGCUUUACUCAGAAACGACUACUUAAUUCUCAUCAAAGGCUCCACUCAGGAGAGGGACUGUAUAAAUGCACAGAGUGUGGAAAGAGCUUCAGUACACACUCUUAUAUGGCUCGACAUUUAAUGAUUCACACAGGAGAUAAAACAUAUAAAUGCC